Aspergillus niger is the source of this 1260-nucleotide messenger RNA. RefSeq lists its product as hypothetical. NCBI's taxonomy places the organism in Eukaryota, Fungi, Ascomycota, Eurotiomycetes, Eurotiales, Aspergillaceae. Bases 1 to 1260 code for a protein of 419 amino acids. The transcript has 2 exons. The record is from RefSeq and is a predicted model, not a curated record.
AUGGGCCGACCAAAAGACCUUCCUCCCUCCUACGAGGAGACGGUGGCUAGUGAUUCCAAUCUCCCCGCCGCCUCCCGGCCAGCACCACCACCACCUCCUCCUCCAACCACUUUCUCCUUUCCUCAACUCCCCGAUACCCCCAUCCCGGACAGCAGACCCUAUCACAGCGUCCACUCAGGCAACCGCGACUCUUCGACGGUUACCCUCGCCCCAUCCCUCAGCGAAGAUGCCUCGUCCCUGCACGCGCUUAUCACCCAGCAAGCCGAGUUCCCGCCGCGACCGUACCUGACCGUGCGCGGUUCCCACACCGAGACCCGCCACGACCACCAUCGCAAGGAGGAUCGAAAGGAGACCGUGGUGGACUUUACCUUCAAGGUUGAUCUCUACGGAUAUAUAGUACGCCACGAGCAUGGAACCCAGCAGUAUGGUGAUGACGACAACUUGGGACUGGACCUGGACCCAACCCAGGAUGGAUGGCAUGUGCUGAGUGUCGUGCGGGAUAAUGAUACGCGAAAGACUUACCGCGGAGGCCGAAUCAAGUCGGAGACAUGGCCGGGCCGUAGAAAAGGGCCACUGGGACAGCGACUGCGACAGCGAGUGUCACAGCGACUGCGCUCACGAUUCGUGCAACUGGAGGGUGGCCUUGAUCCCGAGGCGGCCGGGUUGGUCCGACAGGACGAGGACGGUCCUGGUUUGAUGGGCUGGUGUGAGCGAUACUGCGAUGAUCCGGCUUCUGUUAAAUCGUUCAAAUUCUCCCGCAGCGUUGUCGGCUUCGAUGGCUCCGUUCUCAUCUCCUCAUUAACAUCCCAUCUACGCAGUCUCCACUACAAAGGUGACAUAAGCAUCACUGUCGACAUGGCGAACCGCGACUUAGUAGUAUACAACCCUCACUGGGUAAACAAGCUACGCAACAAUGCCUGGGUAUACUACUUCUGUAUUAUUUGCCAGGUGUGGAUCCUCGCAUGGCCGAUUAUCUGGUUGCUCGAGCGUCGCUACGAUGUUGUCCGCUCGGUGUGGUAUUUCUCGCGAGUUGAGGACGGUGAAACGCGGUAUGCGCGCCAUCGGGAUGAGGCAGCCAUCGCGGAUGAGCUGGCUCCGGCUGUGACGCAGGCGGCGUUGGAGCGGAAUCAGGAUGGGAGGAUCUUGACGGCACCGGAGAUGCGACUGCUCGAUUCAUUGGGGAGAGAGAGACGCGAGCGUGGCGUGGUGGUGAUGCAGUGGGAUCGGUUCCUUGGAUGGGGUGGUGAUAGUUACUCCUAG